This is a messenger RNA of Tarenaya hassleriana, 1011 nucleotides long. RefSeq names its product L-ascorbate oxidase homolog. Gene Ontology annotation, molecular function: oxidoreductase activity; copper ion binding. Bases 550 to 1011 code for a protein of 153 amino acids. The transcript has 2 exons. NCBI's taxonomy places the organism in Eukaryota, Viridiplantae, Streptophyta, Magnoliopsida, Brassicales, Cleomaceae. The record is from RefSeq and is a predicted model, not a curated record.
CGAAAACUCUUUUAGAAAAUGAAUAUUUUAUCAAUAAUCACCAAAUUUGAAAAGAAGGAACAAAAUCCAACGUAAAAAUUUCAACAAAUACAAAUUUUUCUAAAACGGAAAAAACUUAUACCAGAUGAAAUAAUUGAACCUAAUAUCGAGAUAUCCAUCCCCGGUCGAAAUAAGUUCUCUACGACAGUUUUUUUUUUUUAAAAAAAGAAAAAAAUCUCAAAGGAAAAAGAAAAAGAACAACCAAAAAUAGGAAGAGGGUGAUGCAAUUUUGGGAGGGCCAUAUGGACGAAGGGAAGAGCGCAAUGAGAGGGAACCAAAGAAGACGAGAAAUUCAAGGAAACCGACGAGAGAGCCACGAUGCAUGCAUGCAUGCAUGCAAAAUACCCUUAUAAAAACGAGACGAACACAAAAAAGGAAUUGAAAAUUCAGACAGUCAAGUCCCCCCCAAUUUAAAAAAGCAAUAACAACAAGCACGAAAAAAGGAAAUAUAUAUAAUAAUAAAAAAAGAGAGGAGAUAUAAUUAUAUAUCGAGGGAAAUUAAAGUGGGAAAUGGGAGGGGUUAAAAUCGCGGCCGUGCUGAUAUGCCUGGCCGUGGGGGCCGUGGGGACGGUCAAAGGAGAAGACCCGUAUUUCCACCACGUGUGGAACGUGACGUACGGAACAGCCUCUCCUCUCGGGGUGCCACAGCAAGUCAUCCUCAUCAACGGCCAGUUCCCCGGUCCUAACAUCAACUCCACUUCCAACAACAACAUUAUCAUCAAUGUCUUCAACUUCCUCGACGAGCCCUUCCUCUUUACCUGGAAUGGGAUCCAACACAGGAAGAACUCGUGGCAAGACGGGGAAGCGGGCACCAUGUGUCCCAUCCCACCCGGUCAGAACUUCACUUACCACUUCCAACCAAAGGACCAGAUCGGAAGCUACUUCUAUUACCCGACCACUGCCCUUCACCGCACCGCCGGUGGCUUCGGCGGCCUACGUGGGCAUCAAAAUGUGACUAAAAUAAACUUUUGA